Messenger RNA from Gopherus evgoodei (Goodes thornscrub tortoise), 1363 nucleotides. It is a transcript of the gene FSBP, whose product is annotated as fibrinogen silencer binding protein. NCBI's taxonomy places the organism in Eukaryota, Metazoa, Chordata, Testudines, Testudinidae. The record is from RefSeq and is a predicted model, not a curated record.
GAGCUGAGCAGAGCUAGGGACUGCAUGGUGGUUUCAAAAACUGCCUCCUUAAUUCGGAGAUAACAAUGGUUGGGAAGGCCAGAUCUUCUAAUUUUACCUUAUCUGAAAAGCUUGAUUUGCUAAAACUUGUGAAGCCGUAUGUUAAAAUUCUUGAAGAACAUACCAAUAAGCAUUCAGUAAUAGUGGAAAAAAACAAAUGCUGGGAUAUCAUAGCCGAUAACUACAAUGCCAUCGGAGUAGAUCGUCCUCCUCGUACUGCACAGGGCCUGCGCACGCUGUACAAGAGGCUCAAAGAAUAUGCCAAACAGGAGCUAUUGCAGCAAAAGGAAACCCAUUCAGAAUAUAAAAGCAGCAUUUCCGAGCCAACCAAGAAAGUUGUGGAGAUGAUUCCACAGAUUUCCAGUGUGUGUUUAAGAGACAGGAGCAGUUUUCAAAGUGCUAACAUAGAUAAAGAAACAUUGGCUGGUACCAGUUCCCCGCAAGCAGUGUUGGAUCACCAUCCUGCCACAGUCACAAUGGAGUUGGAACCAGAAGAGGAUGUCAAACCACCUCCUUCCUUGGCUGGAUCACAGCAGAGUGAGGACUUAGAACGAGAAGAACACCAAUUGGUGCAUGUUAUGGAGAGAUCUCCUUCAACUUCACUAUCUUCUGUUGAUUAUGAGAAUGAUGUUGUCUUCAUCUCCCAUCCCAAGAAGAGAGAUUUUUUUAGGCUUGAGGUCGGAGAAACGCUUUAGGCCAGCGUGUGGGUAUAGCCACAGAUGUUGCAAAUGCUGAAAGAGGAGCAUCAGAUUAUCUUGGAAAAUCAAAGAAAAAUUGGGCUUUAUGUCCAAGAAAAGAGGGAUGGCUUGAAAAGAAAGCAGCAGCUGGAAGAAGAGCUAUUGAAAGCAAAAAUCAAAGUAGAGAAGCUGAAGGCAAUAAGACUACGACGUGAAUCUGCCAGAAUACCAACAGUCUUUAAAUAUUAUCAUCUCUGUCAUGUAAUCUGAGAUGUUUUAUCUCUGAGAUACUUUCUAAUAAUUCUUUUGACCUAGCAAACUGAUUUUUUAUGUUAAUUUGGAUGGAUCAGAAUAUAGCCUUGAAAAAUGAAUGCAUGUUUUCCAUUUGUUGUUUAGUACAUUAGCAAAAUGUCAAAUGUCUUUCACAGGUUUGAGUCUUCUCAAUAUUUCUAGUCUGAAGUAUAAUCAGAUACUGUAGUUCUAAGUGUGUAAGAUAAAAAAACUGCCUUUGGAAAUCUUCCACUGAACUUUUAUUAGACCUGGAACAAGCUAAUGAAAUUAGACAGCUGUUCUUAAAGAGGUUGAUUUUAUGCUUAUUCUUUUUUCAAAGCAAUUCCUAUCCUUUUCAGUAUUCUUUAUGAAGUUAU